Messenger RNA from Tauraco erythrolophus (red-crested turaco), 366 nucleotides. The record is from RefSeq and is a predicted model, not a curated record. NCBI's taxonomy places the organism in Eukaryota, Metazoa, Chordata, Aves, Musophagiformes, Musophagidae.
GUGGUAGAGGCUUAUAAGCAAGGGCUCAGACCAGCCGUUGGCUAUGAGCUCAACCCUUGGCUCCUGUGGCUCUCCCCAGCUGGGUACCACGGGAAGGUUUCCUUCCUGAAGAAAGAUCUGUGGAAGGUGAAUCUUUCCGAUUGCUACAACGUGAUCGUGUUCCUGGCCCCCAGCGUGAAACCUCCUCUAGCCGCCAAGUUCCUUGCAGAACUCCCCGACGAAGCCCGGGUGGUGGCUGGACGCUUCCCCUUCCCCUCCUGGACCCCCACCAGCACCCUUGGGCAGGGGCUGGAGCAAGUCUGGGCCUAUGACAUGAAGGAGGUGCGGCGAGCGGCGCAGAGCAGCGCGGCGGGAAGCCCGGUCUAA